AUGACUUGGGUCUCCCCAAAAUCUGAUCCCGCCCUCUACCGUCGUUCAUCUCCAUUCAUCUCCAGAACCUUGGCACUUUCAGACCCCAAAAUCCUUUUCGCCAAGAAGAACCGACCAAUUCCGCUGGCUCAGGUGGCUCUGCCGGAGUCCUUCUGGUUGGAGUGGCUCCAAGAUGAACUGCCCUUGGCCACCGAACCUGCUGAAGUUGAGGCGCUGGACGACUUGCACCGCCGGGCCUGUGCCAUGUGCCCCACGGGGCCUGUCUGGCUGGCGCGCUGCGCGCUACACCGAGAGAGGUCGUCCGAUGCUGGCAAGGUGCGUUCGGUCUAUGAAGAGGCCUUGAAAGUACUGGGGCAGCAUCCAGGGUACGGCGUGGAGAUUUGGGCCGACUACCGGGACUUCGAAGAGAACUUGCUCAGUGCAGCAGGUGCAGACGAGAAGGCUCUGCAGGUGCAGCGAGUGAGGACGCUCUUCAUGAGGCAGAUGGCCUUGCCGUUGCCCGGGAGGGAGAGGCUUCAAGAAACUCACCAGACCUUCGAAGGUGCGGGAAGAAGUCGGGAAGAAGUCGGUGUUUUGGUUUCAAGAAGUGGAAAAUGGUCCACCUUCUCAUGCUCCAGACCCACUGAAGUUGGUGUUCCACACGUUACAUGGAGUGUCUGCAUGGGCAAAAGAAACCCUAAGUCGCCUCGACCCGGGGUCCUCGGAGGUCCUCCGACCUCGUCUUAA
This is a messenger RNA of Durusdinium trenchii, 726 nucleotides long. The record is from the annotation of a GenBank genome assembly. Lineage: Eukaryota; Dinophyceae; Suessiales; Symbiodiniaceae.